GCAGCCCUGGGCUCUUUUCUUUCCCUAGGGAGAGGAGCGCAUGUGGGCGAGAGAGGUAGACGGAAAGGAGGAGAGGGGAAGAGAGAGAAAAAGGCUGCCGUCACUGGAGGUGGCGGCUCCCACUACUGCUGUCACUGAAUAGAUGAGCCGGUUGCUGGUGGUCAGUCGUCCCAGGCACACGGAGGGGAUAGGAUCUGCAGUGUCGUGGAGCAGGAUGCCUGCGGGAAGAGGAGGAGGGGAUGGAGCCGGGUCAGGAGGCUGCGGGGCGAUGGGUCGGGGUCUUCGGUCCGGGCUGUGGACGGCGCUGGCGUGGGGCGUUCUGGUGCUGCUGGCGGGUCAGGGAGGUGCAGAGGCGUGCCCGAAUCCCUGCAGCUGUCUGGGGAACACGGUGGACUGCCACGGCCUGGGGAUCCACUCUGUGCCCAAAAGCAUCCCCAGAGGAACUGAGAGGCUAGACCUGAAUGGGAACAACCUGACAGUCAUCACCAAGACAGACUUCUCUGGCCUCAAACACCUCAGAGUCCUUCACCUGAUGGAAAACCAGAUCAGUAACGUUGAAAGAGGAGCUUUUGAUGAUCUGAAGGAGCUUGAAAGACUCCGUCUCAACAAAAACCGUCUCGGCCAACUUCCAGAGCUGCUCUUCCAGAAGAAUGAAGCCCUGUCUCGACUGGACCUCAGUGAAAAUAGCAUCCAGGCCAUCCCAAGGAGAGCUUUCAGAGGAGCCACGGACCUCAAAAACCUUCAGCUGGAUAAAAACCAUAUCAGUUGUAUUGAGGAGGGGGCAUUUAGGGCUCUGCGAUCUCUGGAAGUACUCACACUCAACAACAACAACAUCACCAGUAUUCCAGUCUCCAGUUUCAACCACAUGCCGAAGCUUCGCACCUUUCGUCUCCACUCCAACUCCUUGCGUUGUGACUGUCACCUGGCCUGGUUGUCUCCAUGGUUACGUCAGCGGCCGGCUUUGGGCCUCUACACUCAGUGCAGCUCUCCUCCCGCUCUGAGGGGCCUCAACCUCGCUGAGCUGCGUAAGAGCGACUUCGCCUGCUCAGGCCACAGUGGUAGCGCCUUCGUCCAGCCGUGCAGUUUGGCAUCUGGGUCCUGUCCUCCAAUGUGUUCCUGCAGCAACAACAUCGUGGACUGUCGAGGGAGGGGCCUCACCGCCAUCCCCGCUCACCUCCCCGAAGCCAUGACCGAGAUUCGUCUGGAGCAGAAUGGCAUCAAGUCAGUUCCUCCAGGAGCCUUCACCUCCUACAAGAAGCUUCGGCGAAUAGACCUGAGUAACAACCAGAUAUCCGAGAUCGCCCCUGAUGCUUUCCACGGCCUCCGAGCUCUCAACUCACUGGUGCUGUAUGGUAAUAAGAUCACUGAGCUGCCCAGCGGAGUGUUUGAUGGCCUGGCUUCCCUGGAGCUGCUGUUGCUUAACGCAAAUAAGAUCCACUGCAUCCGAGCCACAGUGUUCAAAGAUCUGGAGAACUUGGCUCUCCUGUCGCUGUACGACAACAAGAUCCAGAGUCUGGCCAAAGGCACCUUCAACUCUCUGCACAGCAUCCAGACCCUCCACCUGGCCCAGAACCCUUUCGUGUGUGACUGUAAUGUGAAGUGGCUGGCCGACUUCCUGCGUUCAAACCCCAUAGAGACGAGCGGAGCGCGCUGUGCCAGCCCUCGCCGCCUCGCCAACAAACGCAUCGCACAGAUCAAGAGCAACAAAUUCAGAUGCUCCGCCAAGGAGCAGUACCACAUUCCAGGCACUGAAGACAGACGUCUGAGCUAUGAGUGUAACAGUAAGCCAGUGUGUCCUGCUAAAUGUCGCUGUGAAGCCAACGUGGUCGACUGCUCCAACCUCCGUCUCACCAAGUUCCCUGAGCACCUGCCGCCCUCGACUGAAGAGCUGCGUCUCAACAACAACGACCUCUCCGUGCUGGAGGCCACCAGAGCCUUCAAGGGCCUGUCGCAUCUCAAGAAAAUUAACCUGAGCAACAACAAGAUUUCAGAGAUUGAAGAUGGAGCGUUUGAGGGCGCGUCCUCGGUAGUAGAGCUUCACCUGACGGCCAACCAUCUGGAAUCUGUGAGAGGGAGCAUGUUCAGAGGCAUGGAGGGCCUUCGCAUGCUGAUGCUGAGGAACAACAAGAUCAGCUGCAUCCAUAACGGCAGCUUCACAGGGCUGACCAACGUCAGGCUGCUCUCCCUCUACGACAACCAGCUGAGCACCAUCCUGCCAGGGGCCUUCGACACCCUGCCCAACCUGUCCACACUAAAUCUCCUGGCCAAUCCUUUCAACUGUGACUGCCGCCUAUCCUGGUUUGGGGUGUGGCUUAGAAGCCGGCGAAUUGUGACGGGGAAUCCUCGCUGUCAGGGCCCCGCCUUCCUCCGAGAGAUCCCACUGCAGGACGUGGCUGUCCCUGAUUUCCGCUGCGAGGACGGCUCUGUGCUGGACGACAGCAGCUGUGUUCCAGGACCUCAGUGUCCCAGCCAGUGCACCUGCAUGGACACGGUGGUCCGCUGCAGCAACAAGCACCUGCAGGCUCUGCCCAGAGGGCUGCCGCGCAACGUCACUGAACUGUAUCUGGAUGGGAACCAGUUCACCAGUGUUCCUAAGGAGUUAGCCACCUUCAAAUACCUGCAGCUUGUAGAUCUGAGCAACAAUAAAAUCAGCUCCCUCUCUGACGACUCCUUCUCCAACAUGAGCCAGCUCACCACGCUGAUCCUCAGUUACAACUCCCUUCGCUGUAUCCCUCCUCUGGCUCUGGGAGGCUUACGCUCUCUGAGGCUGCUCUCUCUCCAUGGCAACGACAUCUCCGAGCUGCAGCAGGGCAUCUUCAGCGACGUGGCCUCCUUGUCUCACCUAGCGAUCGGAGCCAACCCUCUGUACUGCGACUGCCGUCUGCUCUGGCUGUCAGACUGGGUGAAGAGCGGCUAUAAGGAGCCUGGUAUCGCUCGCUGUGCCGGCCCCCGCGGCAUGGAGGGCAAGCUGCUGCUCACCACGCCUGCCGACAAGUUCCAGUGUCUGGGUCCUGUGGAAGCUUCUGUCCAGGCCAAGUGUAGUCCGUGUGUGUCCUCCCCCUGCCAGAACCAGGGCGUCUGCCAGCUGCACCACACACAGCAGUUCACCUGUUCCUGCAAGUCCGGCUUCACGGGUAAACACUGUGAGACUCCGGUUGAUGCUUGUGUCAGUAAUCCCUGCACUAAUGGAGGAACCUGCCUCAGUGACGAGCAGACCAGAGGCUUCAGCUGUGCAUGUGCAUUUGGUUUCCAUGGCACUUUCUGCGAGGUGAACGUGGACGACUGCGAGGCCCAUGGAUGUGAGAACGGCGCCACCUGUGUGGACGGAGUCGGCAACUAUACUUGCUUGUGUCCUCCAAACUACACAGGUCUGUUCUGUGAAGAAGAGGAAGGUGUUUGUUCUCCAGGUAGAAAUCCCUGUCAGCAUCAGUCCACAUGUGUCAGCACUCCUACUGGCCCCAGAUGUGUCUGUAUCCCAGGCUGGGUUGGGCCAGAAUGCAGGAUAGAUUAUGACGAAUGUUCAGACCAUCGCUGUCAGAAUGGGGCUCAGUGUGUCGACCAUCUGGAUGGCUACAGCUGUGUCUGUCCACCGGGAUUCAGUGGUGAGUUGUGUGAGGUGGCCCUUCCUCCCCCGUCUCCCUGCCAGCUGGCUCAGUGUCAGAACGGCGCCCCCUGUGAGGAGAAGAUGGACACUGCAGUCUGCCAGUGCUUGCCAGGCUUUGAGGGUCAGAGCUGUGAGAAGCUGGUCAGCGUAAACUUCGUCGACAGAGAUUCUUACGUUCAGCUUCAAGAUGUCAAGAAUUGGCCUCAAACCAACAUCACACUACAGGUGUCAACAGCAGAAGAAAAUGGCAUCCUGCUUUAUAACGGUGACAAUGAACCAAUCGCUGUGGAGCUCCAUCAGGGUCAUGUUAGGGUCACCUACGACCCUGGAAACCAGCCUGCCACCGCCAUCUACAGUGCAGAGACGGUGAACGAUGGGCUUUUCCACACGGUAGAGCUGGUGACUUUUAAUCGGAUGCUGAACUUGUCGGUGGACGGAGGCGAGCCGACCACGCUGGACAGUCACAGCCGAAGCCAGCCGGCAACAGGGGAGGCUCCUCUGUAUGUGGGAGGUAUGCCAGAGGAGGUGAUGCCAGCCUCUCUGGGUCUCUCUUCUCAGACCCUCAACGUGUCCAGUUUCCACGGCUGCAUCAGGAACCUUUACAUCAACCACGAGCUGCAGGACUUCACCCGUAGCCACAUGAAGCCAGGGGUGGUGCCGGGCUGCCAGGCCUGCCGCAAACUCUACUGCCUGCACGGCAUCUGCCAACCCAACACUGCACAGGGCCCCCAGUGUCACUGCCAGACGGGUUGGAUGGGACAGCACUGUGACCAGCCAAUAACAGGAGGUCUUACUGGAGUGGAUGUUGUCACCACGGCAACUGGCGUCAGCCCGUGUGAAGGCAGCAAGUGUGUAAAAGGUGUGUGCGUGGCGCUGGAUGCACAAAGCUACCGCUGCAACUGUGAGGCAGGAUACCGCGGUUCACUGUGUAACCUGCAGGAGGUACCGACAGCUUCAUGCCAGGGGCUGCAGUGUCUGCACGGCCAGUGUCAGGAGAUGGAGGACGGGCAGAGCUGUGUGUGUGAGCAGGGAUACACCGGAGAGAGCUGUGACAUAGAGUCACCCUGUCGUGGUGAGCCGGUCCGAGACUACCACCGGCUGCAGCGCGGCACCGUCCUCUGCCAGACGUCCAAGCCCUUCUCCUGGGUGGAGUGUCGGGGUCGCUGCCGGGCGGGAGCCGAGCCGGCCGCCCCCUCCGCCUCCUGCUGCUCCCCGCUGAGGGUCCGACGCCGGCGGCUCACCUUCGAAUGCGACGACGGGACCUCGUUCACGCAGGACGUGGAAAAGCCUGUGGAAUGCGGCUGCAAGGAGUGUGUGUAGCACUGCGGAUGUGAUGGUGUGCACAUACACACAUGCAGACACACACACACACACACAGUUUCAAACACAGCACACACACACACACACACACCGAGCUAAAGAGGUACACACACUGUAGGAAUUCUGUCACUGAUAAACAGACGUUUGUUCCGUGUGUUUUUGCGCACAGUCGCGGUUUUGUAACAUAAGACAGUUCUUCCCUCUCGAGACAUGAAAUCAACGAGUCAACCUCAUCAUCGUCAUCUUCCUCUUCCUCACCUGCUGUAGGAGAACCUGCGCACUAACUCCCUAACCCCAGCUCAUUAUUAAUAGUUGUGUGGUGAAAAGCCUCCGUAUGCCUUCUCGUUUGUGUUUCUGACGUGUGUCGGGUUAAGUGCUGCUCUUUGUUCCCUCACAGCUGCAGCAGCAGACUUGUCGCAGGAAGUGAAGGUACUAAUUAAGCUGGGACUCGUUUGUGAAGUAUAAGCUCUGACAGUCAAAACCGAUCGGAAAAAACAUCACUCCAUUUCUAUCGCCGAUGUAAAAGAUCUCACCUCUGAGACUUCAUGUGCAGGUAUUUCUGAACAGCAGCAGCGCUGAGGUCUGACAGUGUGAUAAAGGACAAAUAAACGACAUCUUGAAGCCUCGUUCUUCGCAGACACGACUGCUGUUUCUCUAACAGGCUUUUUGUGGAUUUAAGCAUCAAACAUUCAGCUUGUGGUUGUCCAACAGUGGCAGGUGUGUGCUGGAGUUUUCUCUCAACCUGCUGUCAGUCUUCAUCAAUCUCGUCAGUUUUGUGCAGUGAGCAUAAACCCGGAAACACGGAAAGUUCUCAGUUCUCUGUAGAAAUAGGUUCCACACCACUUUAAGAGGUUGUACCGAAACACUAUACAGGGGGUCCUCAACUUACGUCGGAAUGCCGUUCCUACAGUGCGACGUAAUAUGAUUUUCGCCAUAAGUCGGAACUCAUAUAUGUCCAUAAGUACCUAUGUCACUCACCUACACAGUGGUAAAAUGGUAAUCGUUCAUCCGUCUGUGUUUCACCCUUUCCCAAGCUUUUUAUUAUAUCUAAUUUUCCUUCCGUGGAGAUGGCUUUCCUUUUCUUCUAAGCACUGCCGUAAAAAGAAGCUUGGGAGCCAUGAUGAAGGGCAAAAAGUUUCCAAAAAACAACACAAACAAAAGAAAGUGAAUGUAGCACAAUCCAAUAUGGCGUAUAACCGUCUUCCUCGUAUAGCGCCGUGUGAUGAUGACUGAUUCAUCUGCUUCUCUCGCCAACUAGUUCCCGUGCGAAAUUUGUUUUGACAUCGCAAACAACGUACAUCGGAAUGACGGAACAAGAAUUUCUUAUAAAAUUUAUAGGAGAUGGCGACGUAACCACGAAACAUCAAGGAUGUCGUAAACCGAGGAGCUGGUGGAAUACAUUUUGCUCAGUGACACACACAGAUAAAUCCUUUCAUAAUAAAAGCCAUCAAAAGGCCACACAUUUGUUUUUGGCAGUAAUCAAGCUUCCUUUCUGGUCUUGACGUUGAUAUGAAUGCCACAAACUUAGUUUUUUUUUAAGAAUAAGUCAUUACGUUUAUGCAAUUCCCGAGUAGAAACCAAAAGGACAGAGUUAAAAGUACAAGAACGUCGACCAGCAUCAAACAAUGAAACAGCCUCCAGUAUUUCUAGUCGUAUAACUGACUGACAGCAAAACUACACAGGUUAAAACCUAAAGCUUAUUAUUAUUAAAUGUUUUCUAAAAAUGUGUUUAUACCAGUAGUGUUGAUGAAAUACAUUUUUAUUUGUACGUUUCAGUGUAAAAAUAAGUGCUUUUUUCCCAAUUAUAACAAACUCCUCUAUUACAGUAUGGAAAAAAUGCGUUUUGUCAAAGGAAUUCUUGGAUUUCUAACAGUGUAGACGAGAUGUUCAUUGCACAAAAUGUGAGAUAAGAUUGGAUGUGCAGCCUCCUGUGUUAUAACUGUUGCAUUUGUGUUAAAUCAUCCCAAAUAAGCUGCUAUCUCUGAAAAUACAGUGCUCCGCAGAAAUUUAGGAACACUUAAAAAUGUCCUUAUUUUUGAAAGAAAAGCGCUUUUUUCAAUGAAGAUAACAUUAAAUGAAUCAGAAAUGCAGUCUAGACAUUGUUAAUGUGGUAAAUGACUAUUCUAGCUGGAAACAGCUGAUUUUUAAUAGAAUAUCUCCAUAGGGGUACAGAGGAACAUUUCCAGCAACCAUCACUCCUGUGUUCUAAUGCUACAUUGUGUUAGCUAAUGGUGUUGAAAGACUAAUUGAUGAUUAGAAAACCCUUGUGCAGUUAUGUUAGCACAUGAAUAAAAGUGUGAGUUUUCAUGGAAAACAUGAAAUUGUUAAUGGUGUGCAAAUUUUCUUCACUCACCUUUGUUCACUCUCAGCACUGUGUCAUCUGCAUAUCGUACUCUACCGCUCAAAAGUUUGGGGUCGUCCAGACAAUUUCAUGUUUUCCAUAAAAACUCACACUUUUAUUCAUGUUCUAACAUAAUCAGUGGCGGCUGGUGGUGAAAUUUGUUGGGUGGGCUAACAAAUGCAUAAUACCGAUUAAAUAGUUAACACAGCUGCAAAAGCCACAUCACCUAUGAUACACACAGUUACAUCAAUUACAGGUACACUACACUUUUUUCGUGCUCUACAUCAUCUCUCUCUCUCUCUCUCUCUCUCUCUCUCUCUCUCUCUCACGCGCACACACACACACACACACACACACACACACACACACAGGUUGUCUCAUCAGCUUGCACAGCCACAAAUCCACAAUUCCUUGUUGAGUUCAUGCGGUAUCUCCUCCAAAAAGUAAGCAUGGGAAACAGAAAAGUGAAUUCUUAGCUAUACUUGCCAUUAGCCAGUCCUUUCUGUCAAACCAAGAAAUGCAAAACUUACGAUUUUGUCGUUGGUCCCGUUGAGUAAUAUGAACAUCGUUUGGCCGGUGUGAUCCCAGUCUCUUAAAGCUGCUGUCCGGAGUUUCCGUUUGUUUUCAAUUUAUGUAUCAUUUUUUAACAAAGCUUAAAUGUGUUAGUCUAGUUCGAUACUAUAAUAUAAAGUUAGUAUGACGCGAUAUGAAAAUUUAUUCCUGAGCUCCGCCUUCCUCUCAUAGACCCCCAUGUUAUUCCAAAAAGCGCCGGUCGCUGCCGACCAAUCAAGUUCGAGCUUCAGCUUUGUCAUGCUGUCAAUCAACGGUUACGCGCACAGCAAGCAAGCCCAUGCAGAGGUGGGCGAGCUACGCACUACGCAACCGCGUGCACAUUUGUUUUGCUUGUGGAGGAGAGAGCAUCAAGGAUCAGCAACUUCCAGAAAAGUUACCAACCCCACGGCUUGUCAGGCCAAGAGACUGCAGGACGUUUUUUGGCUCGGGGUGCUCGCGUCGCUCCCCGACCACGGCCUCCAUAGCCCGCCUGACGGCUUCGUUUAGAUGCCCGACCUCUGGAGGAAGAUGUUGGGGCGUCUGGGACAUACUCUUCGUCAGAGGAGUCAUGCAAUUCUGAACUCUAGAUAGAAAUAAAUAAACAAUGUAACACAUACACACACGUAAAUGCACUAAGUUUGAUAAACAACGUCAUCGAGAGGGAUACACGAGUGUAAUCACAUAUUGAAACUUUACUCGUUCGUCCUCGCAGAUUCAUGUUAUUUUGGUAUUAGGACAAGUUAGACUCAAUACAGAAUUCUAACGUAAUUUCCCGUCAUGGCUUAACUUUUUCUCCCUCCUUCCCAACUCUGGCACAAAUAGCAGCACCGCUGUGUUAACUCGCUGCUAUUGGUCAAAAGUCAGUGGCCUGUGGGCUGACUGAAGUUAGCCCACAUGAUCAGUAAAUCACGGGGGCGGGACAUGACACCUGUCAAUCACUUACAAGAAGGAAAUGAAUGAAAGCGGACUGUAUCUGCUGGGGCUGUAAAAAAAUAAGCCCAUUUAGAGAUAUUCUAUGUUUUUCUUUUGACUGAUUGGUGCUGUUGCUACCUUUGGUUUCACCUAAACUUAAAACAAUCUGUUGUAAGUUAUUUAAAAAAAUAAUUUUCUCAUCUUUUUUUGUUUUUGCUUGGGAGGGCUUAGCCCUGUUAGCCCAUUUAUACCAGCCAUCCAUGAACAUAAUUGUACAAGCGUUUUCUAAUCAUCAGUUAGCCUUUCAACACCAUUAGCUAACACAAUGUAGCAUUAGAACACAGGAGUGAUGGUUGCUGGAAAUGUUCCUCUGUACCCUUAUGGAGAUAUUCCAUUAAAAAUCAGCUGUUUCCAGCUAGAAUAGUCAUUUAGCACUUUAACAAUGUAUAGACUGUAUUUCUGAUUCAUUUAUUGUUAUCUUCAUCGAAUAAAACUGCUUUUCUUUCAAAAAUAGACAUUUCUAAAUGACCCCAAACUUUCGAACGGUACUGUACAUUCACACCAACCCCCAAAAGUAACUAUAGCUCAGUGUUUCUGUAGACGAGCACGUCUUCCCAUUCAGUGAUGCAGCUGGUCAAUAAUCAGAGCUAAUUAUCAGCACCACCUACUGUUUGAAAAGUGAAUGAACAUGUGGCAAACAGUUCAUUUAAUAUCCAUAAAUCUACGCGGACGUCGAGGGCGACUUGUCAUCUCGUCCCACUUCCUGUCAGAUGAUUUGAACUCAGCCUGAAGGUUAGAGGUGAUGGAGUUCAGGAGGUGGUCAUGUUUUCCCAUUGCUGCUCACGGACGCCCUUUACCCCAGUUAAAGGGAGGGGGGCAGCGCUUGUGUAUGCUGCUUCUUGUUCUUCUGUUUUUGUGAGGACAUUUUGUCUGGUUGUUGCUUCUUCAAGGGGCUGUUUGAGAGUUAAGAACAGUUAGUGCAGUGAAUCAGAGGCUGAGCAUAUUUAAAUCCACGCCAUCCAGUCUUCCUUGCUUUCUUUUUCUUCCAUUCAUUUGUGCAAAACAUAAAAAUCUAUUAGCAGACACUGGAAACCCAGGCACCGAGCACACUCUUAAUUUGUGUUGCAUUGCUGUGUGUUCAGGCAGUUUGCUUUUUCAGUGUUAAUUCAUGUUUUUUAGAUUUUGUUGCUCAUCCUCAUAAUGGCGGAAUCAUGUGGAAAAAUACACAUUAUUGGCAUUAUUUUUUCUCCUACUGCAAAGUGAUGAUUAGAACUAUUCAUCACUUCACUUUUUCUUCACAGAACAAAAAAAAGCAGCAAAUCUUUACAUUCGACAAACUUCUGCUUGACUAAAAAUGGCUAAAACAAUUGAAUAUUUUUCCUCUUUGCAGCUGCAAAGCGGCUUUGUAAACCCAACGUUCACUGUGACUGCAACACUCAGAGCAAACUCACUGCUAAUUGAUUUUCAUGUUGCACAGAAAACAAUGGAAACUGAUGGAUGAGUGCUUCCAAAUUCUUCUAACACAUCAGCGUUGUUUGCGAAAUGAACCAUUGCGAUUUAAACUGCAUCAGUGAUUUUAAAUGCAUUCAAAACCACACAAUGUUGUUGAAUUUUGCCAUCUUUGGUUACAUUUUUUUAAAGAGAUUUUCAAGUGUUUAUACACCAUUGUGAUGUUGUUGGUACGUAGCAACCAAUAAUGUAAUACAGUUUUUGAGCCAUUAAAGUAGAAACAUUUUGCCAGUAAUGUAAGAAUACUACGUUGAUUGUUUGUUAUGUUAACGGCCUAGCUUUAAAAAAACAAUCCUUUGGAAUAAUGCAUAAAUAGGACCGCAUCUCUUCUCAUAUAUGUCAGAGAGCCUAGAACAGAAGAUGACUGUUCUGUUAGUAUUAUGAAGCUCUACAAGGCUGCUGGAUGUAAAACAGGGUCUAAGUCUACAUAUGAAAGAGUUAUAUAAAGGACCGCCGAUGGAUGAAAGCCUGGAUUGUUCUCAGUAAUGUACAAAGUUAAAGACAUUAACUGGAAGAAAUAUGUCAAUUUUAUGUUGAUGUUUUCCCCUUAGUUCAUUAUGUACAUGAUACUUUUCAGUUUUUUGGAGUUAAGUGCCAAUGUAGUGCCAGUCCAGUUAUUUAUAUACAGUUUAAAAUGAGGACUCAAUCAUUUUUCCUUGAGAAAUGUUUUAAAAAAGUUUUAAUGAAAUGUUUUCUGAGGGAAAAAAAUGUGGUAAAUUCAUUUGAAAACACAACAUCCAACAGAGACGCUGACAUGGAGUAAUGGAUUUGCAUAUCUAAGCAACUAUACAUUAUCCUAAAUGAAGAUUUUGUACUGCAGAUAAUUCUCAAAUUGGGUUUUAUAACCAUAAUUAAGGACAGUGAGAGCUACAUGGGACGUGUCCUUGAUGAAUGAAUAUGACGACUUUGCCGUCUGCUAUACCUACACUACCGUUCAAAGGUUUGGGGUCACUUAGAAAAGUCCUUAUUUUUGGAAGAAAAGCAAUUUUUUUUGUAUGAAGAUGACAUUAAACAAAUCCGAAACACAGUCUCGACAUUAUUAAUGUGAUAAAUGACUAUUCUAGCUGGAAACAGCUGAUUUUUAAUGUAAUAUCUACAUAGAGAUACAGAGGAACAUUUCCAGCAACCAUCACUGUGUUCUAAUGCUACAUUGUGUUAGCUAAUGGUGUUGAAAGGCUAACUGAUGAUUAGAAGACCCUUGUGCAGUUAUGUUAGCAUGUGAAUAAAAGUCUGAGUUUUUAUAGAAAACAUGAUAUUGUCUGGGUGACCCCAAACUUUUGAACGGUGGUGUAGUUCUCACUCUGCUAUUUUAUGGUUGUAAGAGUCAAUUUGAGAAUUAUUUGUUGUACAAUAUUUUUACUUAAAAAUACUGUUUAUUCCAUUUAAAAUCUGAAGUGUCCGGCUAAGAAUAGUCAUUUACCACCUUAAUAAUGUCUACAUUGUAUUUCUGAUUAAUUUAAGUUUGUCUUCAUUGGAAAAAAACAAACUGCUUUUCUUUCCAAAAUAAGGACGUGACCCCAAACUUUUGACCAGUAGUGUAUGUGGGAUGUAUACUUGAUAAAUGAAUAUGACGACUAUGCCAUCCACUCUGCCUAUUUUUGAUGAGCAAACUGCACAAAAAAAUCUUUUAUGUCCAAGAAAUGCAGUCCUGUUUCGGUAUCAUCACAUUAUUGACUGCAGUUAUUACAUUAUCAAAGGAUUUUUUGAAAAGAUAUUAAUGCUAGGCCAUAAAAACCAACCAAUAACUUAUUGACUUAUUACAUUAUUGGCUUUAUUGCAUUUACAAUGGCCAGAUUUACUACAUUAUUAGCCGGUAUUACGUUACUGGUUGCUACAGUGGUAAAACGCAGCUAUUUUUUUGUGCAAGAUAACUGAAAAUUUGACAUCCCAGCUAGUGGAAAAGGUCUGUAUGUCGAAGGUUAAAGGGUACAGAAAGUAUUAUUGUUAUGCGAACGGAGGUCCUCACAAGUGUAGAAGCGCAGAGACGCCUGUGUGUGUUUGUCAUUGUAAGACACUUCCAACGACCAGACGCCGUCCCUCAUAAUGAGCCUGAGUGAACGACGACGCAGAUCAAAACGCUCCCUCUGAUCUGUCGGAGAGCCAGUGAACGCAUCAUACAAAUGUAGCUUUUAUAUAUAUAAUGUCAUGUUAUUUAUAUGGAUGUGAAACUAAAAUAAAAGAUGUGUAAUGUUAAUGUUUUAACAUGUUUUUAUGUUUUUUAUUUUAGGCCGAGUGGAUCAGAAUUAAACUAAUGUAGCUUUUAUUAUCAUUAUUGUUAUAAGUGCAGUACAUCUACACACAGUAACAACCUAACAGAUUGUAAUAUAUAUUAUACGCUUGAUUUUGUCAUAGUAUUUUUAUAUGUUGGAGAGGAUGUUGUCACUGUUUUCAUCUGUAGCCUGUAGAGAAAUCUUUGUCAAGAAAAACAAAACAACCUUCCAUCAUCUUUCAUGAGGGUUUUACAGAACGGUUUGUUUUGUGUCGUCUCACCUGAGCGGAGACGACGAGUAGUGCUCCUGUUACUUUUUUUUUCUAUUUAUUUAAAUAAAGAACUGUUUCUCCUUC
Acanthochromis polyacanthus (spiny chromis) is the source of this 12803-nucleotide messenger RNA. RefSeq names its product slit homolog 1 protein-like. Gene Ontology annotation, molecular function: calcium ion binding; Roundabout binding; heparin binding. The record is from RefSeq and is a predicted model, not a curated record. The transcript is spliced from 39 exons. Gene Ontology annotation, biological process: axon guidance; negative chemotaxis. Lineage: Eukaryota; Metazoa; Chordata; Actinopteri; Pomacentridae. The coding region runs from base 143 to 4924 and encodes 1593 amino acids.